AUGACAUCUGUCGGUUCCAGCGAUGAUCACGCUCGGCAACUUGCCGACGUUUUGAUCUGUGCAGAUUACCGAGGCCAUCAUUCACACGGCAUCAGUCGUCUCUCUGUCUACGUUGAAGAUAUUGCUACCUGUUCUUGUGCAGCCAAAGGCGAACCAAAAAUACUGAAACGUAAAGGUGCAACAGCUUGGGUGGAUGGACAAAAUUUGUUGGGACCAGUUGUAGGCAACUACUGCAUGAAACUGGCAAUUGAUAUUGCUAAAGAAGUGGGUAUUGGUUGGGUUGUUGCCAAAAAUUCAAAUCAUUUUGGUACCUGCGGUUGGUACGCACAGCAAGCGGUGAAAAGCGGAGUUCUGGGAAUGGUAUUCACGAAUACUUCUCCGUGCGUUUUUCCAACCCGAUCUGCUGAAAAAACACUUGGAUCAAACCCUAUAUGCAUGGCAGCACCAGGCAAUAGCCAACCCUUUUUUCUUGAUAUGGCUGCGUCUACUGUAGCGUACGGAAAAAUCGAAUUAGCAAACGACAGCGGAGUUGAUCAAAUUCCUGAAACUUGGGGCAACGACUGUGAGGGUCGGGUUACAAUUGAUCCAAAAAGUGUCCUUUCAGGAGGCGGUCUUCAGCCGCUUGGUGGCCAAGAAGAAACUGGGGGCUAUAAGGGGACAGGACUUUGCAUGAUGGUUGAAAUACUGUGCGGCAUACUUGGUGGUGCUGCAUUUGGUAAAAACAUUCGACGGUGGAGAACUAAUGAAGAAAAUGCAAACUUGGGACACUGUUUUGUCGCUAUUGAUCCAGAUUGUUUUGCACCAGAUUUCACCGGUCGACUGCAGCAAUUUUUGAGAGAAACUCGUGAAUCUAAACCGCUAUCGGAGGAUAAUCCGGUCAUAGUUCCUGGAGAUCGUGAGCGAGCUCAUAUGAGAAUGUGCGACGACAUGGGUGGUUUAGUAUACGAGAAAAUUGAAUUAGAAAUACUGGAAAGACUGGCAAGAAGAUGUAACGUGCCUUCGCCCGUAAAUAUAGAUGAGAAUCCAUCUUGA
This is a messenger RNA of Enterobius vermicularis (human pinworm), 1032 nucleotides long. The record is from the annotation of a GenBank genome assembly. NCBI's taxonomy places the organism in Eukaryota, Metazoa, Nematoda, Chromadorea, Rhabditida, Oxyuridae.